AGCCAAGCCCAAGUAAUUUGUUAUAUGGGAUGUUGUGUGUUAUCAAUGCAAAUUGUUUGGCUGCUUUACUCUGAUGAACAUUAUGCAUAAUCUUUAAUUCCUCUAAUUAGCUGGCAUUGGGCCUUUGAUUGUCGAGUCAUUUGGCUUUUAUGCAUCAAAUGAGGGUUAGAGUUCCCCCAUCAUCAUCAUCUGGAUGUACCGGCUUGGAAGUGAAAACUCAGAUGAGGUAUCAGUUUGUGGUAAGUGUGACAGGUCUCCUCUUCCUAUGAUCGUUCUUUUCAAUUAUUACGUACACCAGUCGUUUAAUAACAUUGAUUGAGACAAGGAUAUUAUGUCAUUCUGUUAGCAUCUUGAUCAUAUAUUCUCGUUAAUGUGUUCGUAUUACUAAUUUCAUCCUUGUUUGUUUUCAUUUUUUCCUUGCACCGUAUGUGACACAUGACGAUUAAAGCUUGAUCAUAUUGGUAGCCAGUCUUUUAUUUGCUCAUUCAAGAAGACUUGGACAAGAAGAAGUCACCAGGCCGCUGCAGAACAAACAGGAAAUAAUGGAGGGGCAUAUCUUAAACCAAAAAUGUUAAUUCUUUACCUCACGCUGUCAAAAAGCAUUCGUUUGUUUCUAGUUUUCUGUUGUUGUGCCGUGCCACCUCCUGAGAUGCAUUUGCCAGCACUCGUGUCAGGUCGUUCUCGAAGACUCCGUUUUCAGGUGGUUUGUGGUGAGGACGCCUAUACUUCCAAUGUGUCCAAGGACUCAUUGGACACGGAUCAAAGUUCAGGGACCUAAUUGAAAAGUGUGGUAGAGUAUACGUAAUGUACAGAUCUCCGUACUACACGUCUGGUACAGCGAUGCUCUCUAAUAAGUAUAACGGCCUUGUAAAGACGGUGGCACCGGUUGGCGCAUGUAGCAAAUAAAAAUAAGAUCGGAACCCUCACAUUUCAUAUCUGCGCUGAUUUGGUCCGUGUUCUCUCUCUUUAAUCCCAACGGUGCCUCUGCCGUUACUGCAUUCGUCUCCCUUUUCGUCUCACCAACCCGCUCCUCCCCUUUCCCCUUCUCACUCGUCCCUCGCGCCGCUUCGCUCUCGGAUUCCUUCUCUCGCUACCAAAGCAUGAGCCUCAGCGACUCGCAGCAGCGACGGCCGCAGCGGCAAUCCGUCUUCUCCGGUGCCGAUCCCGCCUGCAUCGACAACGACGGCCACGAGGAGAACGGAGACAGCAGCGACCCGUCGCUGCCGCCGCCGACACCCGCCGCGGCGGGGCAGGCGAGCAGGCAUUGGCGGGACGUCUUUUGGCUCUGUGUCUUCCUCCUCCACCUCCUCGUUUUCGGGUUCGCGCUCGCGCUCCUCGGGAUCAACCGCUUCAACCGCGCCGACCGGCUCAACAUCGAUCGCUUCACCAAUCUCACUGGCGGGGCCAACUUCAGCCAGGCUUCGUUUGUCCAGUACCUGAAGCAGACCGAUACGGCGGAGCUCACGGAGACGUAUUGGCCGUUCUACGGGGUGGCUGGCGGAGCCAGCGUGCUGUUGGCGUGGGCGUGGCUGUCGCUGCUGCGUAUCCGAGCCAGCCAGAUGAUGAAGGUGUCUAUCCAUAUCCUCACCACCUAUCUCGCUGUCGUCAGCGUCUUGUGCUUCUGGGCAGAACACUUCUUCUGGGGCGUGGUCUUUGCGGUCGGCGCGGCGCUGCAAUUCCUGUAUGUCAUGUCGGUAUUGGACAGGUUUCCUUUCACAAUGCUAGUGCUACAAAAGGCUGUGAAGAUGGUCUUGGCUAUUCCUGAUUUGAUGCGAGUAGCCUAUGCUUUUAUGAUAAUUAUGCUUUGUUGGAUGAUAUUAUGGUCAUUUGGAAUAUCUGGGGUUAUUGCUUCAAGCUUGGAUGACAGUGGAUGUUGGUGGCUUCUUGUGAUAUUUUCUGUCAGUUUAUUUUGGACGGGUGCUGUAUUUUGCAACACAGUCCAUGUUAUAGUAUCCGGCAUGGUCUUCCUUGUUCUCAUGCAUGGUAAUGUAAGUGCAGCAUCAAUGCCUUCAAAGCCACUUUUGAAGUCACUACGUUAUGCUGUGACAACUUCUUUUGGUAGCAUUUGCUAUGGAUCACUUUUUACAGCUGCAAUUCGAACAUUGCGGUGGAAGAUACGGGGAAUUCGAUCGAAGAUUGGCAGCAAUGAAUGUCUCCUAUGCUGUGUUGAUUUCUUGUUUCACCUUGUGGAGACACUAGUUCGUUUCUUCAACAAGUAUGCCUAUGUUGAGAUUGCAGUUAAUGGUAAAGGCUUCAACAGCUCAGCCAGGGAUGCCUGGGAGUUAUUCCAGUCCACUGGCAUUGAAGCUCUUGUUGCCUAUGACUGUUCAGGUGCAGUUCUUCUGAUGGGCAUUAUUUUGGGUGGGCUACUUACUGGAACAUGUACAGGAGUUUGGACAUGGUAUAAGAGGAGUGAUAAACUGAUCAUGGUUGGUUCUACCGCUAUUUUGAUGGGAAUGAUUUUGGUGGGCCUGGCGGUAGUCGUUAUCGAAAGUGCAGUUACAUCUAUAUACGUAUGCUAUGCAGAAGACCCAUUCUUGAUCCAGAGAUGGGAUGCUGAAUUUUUUGACCAGAUGUCAGAGGUAUUACACGAGCGAUUACAGUAUCGAAGUGCAAGAGCCAGACAAGUGAUGGACCAGCGAUUCGAUCAGUUACCAGAUGAAUCACAUGUUUGAUUCUGUGCGAUGGUUUACCAGUUGUAUUCUCAUUCUGAUUUGUUCAUGGCUUUGCAAACAUUGGUACAAUCCAGGAUGGUGCUGAGGGACUCAAAAUCGCAAGUGAAGGCUUCAA
Messenger RNA from Musa acuminata subsp. malaccensis (wild Malaysian banana), 2790 nucleotides. RefSeq lists its product as uncharacterized. Lineage: Eukaryota; Viridiplantae; Streptophyta; Magnoliopsida; Zingiberales; Musaceae. Gene Ontology annotation, biological process: transmembrane transport. Gene Ontology annotation, molecular function: transmembrane transporter activity. The record is from RefSeq and is a predicted model, not a curated record.